AUGAAGGAGCAGCUGCUAAAAAACCUGGAUGGUCUGAAGGUGGAGCUAUCCCAGCUAUGUGUAGCCAAAGUGACAGGCAGUGCAGCUUCCAAACUUUCAAAGAUCCAAGUUGUUGGCAAGUCUAUCACCCAUGUUCUUACCAUCAUUAGCCAGACUCAGAAAGAAAGCCUCAGGAAAUUCGACAAGGGGAAGAAGUACAAGCCCCUGGAUUUGCAGCCCAAGAACACAUGUGCCAUGUGCCUCCAUCUCAACAAGCAUGAAAAGAAUCUAAAGAUCAAAAAGCAGCAGCAGCAGGAGCUCUGCAGAAGAACACAGUCAAGGCCUGAGCAUCAUCGAGUCAAUAAAGCAAAAACUGGCUAA
Molecule: messenger RNA, 360 nt
Organism: Pipistrellus nathusii (Nathusius's pipistrelle)
Lineage: Eukaryota; Metazoa; Chordata; Mammalia; Chiroptera; Vespertilionidae
Source: the annotation of a GenBank genome assembly